AUGAGUGGGUGGAUGAAGUCAUUACAGUGCAAGUCAAACUCGCCGGACGACGUCGUUGACCACCGCCGCCGCUCGAACCCUCGAUACCACCGCCUCCACUCCCACGGCUGCAGAAACACCGUCCAAAGCCUCAACGACGCCGUCAAUGCCACAAAGAAGGCCGACCCCAGGAACCCAAAGCCGCCGCCGUUCAGGCGACCCGUUACCUUGAAACCCGCCGAUCCGGAUCCGAACCUCCGACCCGGAUCGUCCUUCUCGUCCAUGGCGGAGCUUCCCGAGGGCCACCCGUCGCGCAACGUGGUGGAGAUAAUCUUCAGCUCCAGCUGGGGACAGAAAGGCUUUCCGGGCCGGGUCGAGACGGUGCUCAAGGUGCGGAGUUCGACCCGGACGGCGACCCGGUUCGAGGAGUACCGGCAGGCGGUCAGGCAGAGGGCCGGCGGCGCCGAGGACCACUCGCGGUGCGCCGCGGACGGAAAUGAGGUUAUGCGUUUCUACUGCCUGGGGGACGCCGCCAAAGGCGGCGCGUACUCGGUCAGGGGAGGCGCGUGGUCCCUCCCCGGGGGUAAAAUGACCGGGGUGUGCACUUUUUCAGGGACCGGCGCGGCUCACGCGAACGCCGGCGGUGGGAGGGGGCGGAGGGCGAUGGUGGUUUGCCGGGUCAUAGCGGGCCGGGUUUGCAAGGAACUCGGUGUUGACUCGUUGCUCGGGGGACGGACCGGGUAUGACUCGGUGGGCGGAGUCAAUGGGGAGCUGCUCGUGUUCGACACGCGCGGCUUGCUGCCCUGCUUUCUUAUAAUUUACCAGCUGUAA
Molecule: messenger RNA, 810 nt
Organism: Striga asiatica
Lineage: Eukaryota; Viridiplantae; Streptophyta; Magnoliopsida; Lamiales; Orobanchaceae
Source: the annotation of a GenBank genome assembly